GCAUAAACUGGAAAAGGAUAGAAAUAAAUUAAAAUUUCGGCAAUCAGCGCCAUCUGUACAGUGCCGCAAAUAAAACAAAUAUAGAAGACACAAGAAAAGCAAAUAAUGGAACAAGCAAUAUGAUAAGUAUAUAGAAGUGUAUAUCAAAGCUGCUGUGAGUGCCAUGAUCAUGGAGAAAGUAUUACAGUAUUAUACAUUUAAAUUUUAUUGUGUACAUAUUUUUUUACAAAUAAAUUAAACAAUAAGCAUGCUGAUAAGAGAGUGGUGUACGAUUUUUAUGCAUUUUCUUAUUGCUUGGAGGACGGAUUAGAUCAUCUUAAAACUGAAUAUAUACGAUUAAGUAAACAUCUGACAAAAAGGAAUCUUAUAGAAAGGACGAAGAAAAACGCCGUAACGUUUUACGGCAGAAAAGAAACGGAAACAGAGGUUAGCUUAUUGAACACAACUACCCUAGUCAGUUGUUAAGAUGGCAGUUAUUAUGGUUAUGGUGGUAAUCGAAAUGAUAUCAAUUUAGUUAAAACAUUCAAUGAAAAAACAAAGGAGGAAAGCAAUUCUUAUGAGUGUCAAUGUUUGUGAGCUUCGGUGGUUAUCUUAUCGGUUUUUUAGUUAGUAUCAUUUAAAAAUAUGUGAAUGUAAAGUACUGAAUAGUGAAGGAACAAUUGAUUGUAUAUACAUAUAUAUACAUAUACGCACACGUUUAUCUUCCUUUCAAUAGGUUUAUUUCUCUCUUUUUGUUGUUUUAUUCCGUUUCUCUCUUCAGUCCUUAGUUCUUUCCCUCCCCCUUGUUUAUUAAUUAGUCGUUCUACAGUAUUACGAACAAAUCUUUCAAAGAAUACGAUUGCGUGUCAAAGGAAAUACGAGUCAAUCGUGACUCGAUCGUAAAUUGUUAUCUUGUUCUAUUGAGAUUUAUUGAUUUGUUAAUUAAAAGUAUGACAAAUAACAUAACAAAUACACGGAAUUUGUAAAUUUGUAUCGUGCAAAAUUUAUAAAGGUAAUUAAAUUAAGAAAAAUAGUAUAGAUGAUUGAUAAUUGUUAAAUAUAAUGAUUACUUACUCCUUGUAAUAAUGUCUAAAAAGACUAAUUGCAACAAGAUGUUAGUUCAUCAGUUAUCAUCAGUGCUACCUGAUGAUAGACCUAUCACAGCCAUAAGUGUUGUUGAAGAUAUAGAUAAGUGUCCACCAAAUUUUACAGUGGUAUCAAGAACAUAUGAUCAAGAUACUGAUGCUGAUUUAUGGAGAGAAAGUGGGCUUUUUAUUAAAAAAAAAGGUAGAUAUAUAUGUUUUUCAAAGACUGAAGGUUUACCUCAGUGCGUUGUUGAAGAUAUAGCAGUCAUUAAUGAACGAGAUACUCCUCCAGAAGGAUACAGCAUAAUUUCUUACACUGUAGAUUCAAUGCAGAAAGCAUGGAGAAAGAAACAAGUGUGCUAUAAAAUUAGAAAUAAAGAAUUAUGCUCAAAAGCAGUUACUGAUAUUAUCAUAUGUAGUAGACUUAUACAUAAAGUUUAUAAUACAUCCAAAAUGGCACCAAACGGAUUUAUUGCUGCUGGUAUUGUUAAUGGAGUUUGUGUUUGCUACAAAACUGUGGAUAUUGUAAAUGAAAAUUCAAAUUCACAAUCAUAUGUUAAUAUAGAGUUACUUCAAAGUGUUUCUCCAAAUUCAUCAAAUGGAACAUCUCAUAGAAUACCUCCUGAAAGACCACCAAAACCAACAAAUGGAGUUUAUCCACAAAUUAGUGGAACUGGAGGAAAGGAUAUAGAAGAAUCUGACGAUAGAGAUUAUGAAAUUCUGAAUCCUAAUGUAAGAAUUAGACCAACUAGACCUGCUCCACAACCUCCUACGUCAAUAAUUACUGGAUCUACAUCAAUUUAUGGUACACUGCCAGGAUCUUCUGAUUUAGAUGGAGUUCCAUUUAUUCUAAAUUCACGUCUUAGUGUUCAUUCUGAUUCUUCUACUAAUAAACUUCCUGUAAUUAAAAUUUGGACUCAAGAAAAUUUGGAUAAAGAGUUUUUUUAUGAUUUUCGUGCAGAGAGAGAAACUUGAAGAAACCACUGUGCCAAAUUAAUUGUGUGAUUCUUCAUGCAAUUUUUCAGCUAUGUCUAUACAUUUGUAUUGAUAAUGUAGCACUAGCCAAGUGUAAUAGAGUGCCUGAACGAAUGAUUCAUACUAAUCUGUGAAAAUGGAAUCCUUUUAAAACAUUUAUUGAUGAAAUGUUUGAAUUUAAAUAUUGUCCAUUUUCCGAAGUACUUUUUUCUUCCAUAUUCUAUUUAGAUUUUGAUACCAGUGACAGUUAGCGUUGUAUUUUUAUAGAGUUGCGUUGUAUUUUUAUAGGUAGUAGAAAUUAUAUAUAAUUGUAUCAUAUGUUCUAGUUGUUUAUAAAUCAUCAUAAAAUACUUAAUAUUA
Molecule: messenger RNA, 2399 nt
Organism: Apis cerana (Asiatic honeybee)
Lineage: Eukaryota; Metazoa; Arthropoda; Insecta; Hymenoptera; Apidae
Gene: Mvb12
Product: multivesicular body subunit 12-like Mvb12
Biological process (GO): virus maturation; receptor catabolic process; viral budding
Cellular component (GO): cytosol; ESCRT I complex
Source: RefSeq, a predicted model, not a curated record